AUGGACGACAAUCGUUCUGAACCUCUGUCAAUCGAGUCCCUUCUUCGAAAACAGCGCGAAGAGAAGGAGGCAGCAUCCAAGCCGAAGUUCUUGACCAGAGAAGAACGUGCACAACUUGCCAUAGCAAAGCGAGCACAAGAGAUACGAGAAGAAAAAGAACGCAAUGAAGCUGCACGUAAGGACCGCGAGACGCUCGAAAGGGAAGCAGAAGGGCUAUCCCAGCGAGAAAGGACGAGGUAUAGCGGAAGUAAUGGCGGUCGAUACCAAGACAGAUACGACCGUGACCGGGAUCGGGAUCGAGGUGACCGCUCGGGAAGAAGGGGCGACCGCGAUGGUGGGCGAGGUGGGCGCCAACCACCUCCACCUCCACAGGACGACCGUCGUACCCGCGACAAAUUCCAAAACGUCCCCACCGGACCUCGUGCAGACCGCAGCAAAAACGGCACCUCCACCGACGUACCAAUGUCCAACUCCUCUUCCAUGCCCCCUCCUCCCGUGCCCGCCUCUGCCUCCACUGAAGUGGUCAACGGCUCCGACACCUACGUCCCCCCAAUGACCGACAACGACCUAUCCGCGAUCCGCUCACGCUACCUCGGCGUCGACCGCAAGAAGCGCAAGAUCCGCAAGAUGAACGACCGCAAGUUCGUGUUCGACUGGGACGCGCAGGACGACACGUUCGCGGAGGACUCGCCCGUCGCUGUGGGCAGCACCCGGCAGGGCGCGCAGGUUAUGUUUGGGCGGGGGCACAUUGCUGGCAUGGACGAUGGUGGUGGCUCUGGGCCGCGGAAGAGCUCGUCGGCUGCUGCUACGGGUGGGGCGACUCAGCUUGCGGAUGCGAUGGAGAGGAGGAAGGCGGCGAAGGCGGGUUACGACGAUAGGCAUUGGACAGAGAAGCCGCUUGAUGACAUGAAGGAAAGAGAUUGGCGUAUUUUCCGGGAGGACUUCAGCAUUUCUGCGAGGGGUGGCUCAAUUCCUCACCCUUUGAGGUCAUGGGAGGAGUCGACGAUCCCGCAACCUAUCCUGGAAUGCAUCGAACGAAUUGGCUACAAGGAGCCUUCCCCCAUCCAAAGGCAGGCCAUUCCAAUCGGGUUGCAAAAUCGAGAUAUCAUUGGUAUUGCUGAAACUGGUUCCGGUAAAACUGCUGCCUUCGUCAUUCCAAUGCUGGCAUUCAUCUCAAGCCUGCCACCUUUCACUGAUGACAAUCGCCAUUUGGGUCCUUACUCCUUGAUUUUGGCACCUACGCGUGAAUUGGCACAACAGAUCGAAUCCGAAGCUCGAAAAUUCGCGUCUCCUCUUGGCUACAAAUGUGUUUCCAUUGUCGGGGGGCGAGCAGUCGAGGAGCAGCAAUUCAACCUCCGCGAAGGCGCCGAGAUCAUCAUCGCCACCCCCGGUCGUCUCAAAGACGUCAUCGAGCGACACGUCCUCGUCCUCUCGCAAUGUCGGUACGUCGUGAUGGACGAGGCCGAUCGGAUGGUGCACCUCGGGUUCGAGAACGACCUGACCUUCAUCCUCGAUGCUCUCCCGUCCGAGACGAUGCAGGGCGAGGACCAGGGUGAGCAGAUGGAUGUUGACGGCGAGACGCUCGUCAAGAAGGGCCGCACGCGUGUGACUACCCUUUUCUCCGCCACGAUGCCACCCGCAGUCGAGCGCCUUGCGCGGAAGUACCUCAAGAAGCCGGCGAUUAUCACGAUUGGAGAGGCGGGCCGGGCGGUCGACACGGUCGAGCAGAGGGUGGAGUUCGUCAAUGGGGAAGAGAAGAAAAAGCAGCGGCUCUUGGAGCUUCUCAAUACGAAUCAGUUCCCAUCCCCGAUUAUCGUGUUCGUCAACCAGAAGAAGACGGCGGACAUGGUGGCCAAGGACCUCUCUCGGGCUGGGUGGAAUGCCGCCACGCUUCACUCGGGCAAGAACCAGGAAGGACGCGAGGCCGCUCUCCAGUCGCUCCGGAACGGCGAAUCAGACAUUCUUGUCGCCACCGACCUCGCUGGCCGUGGUAUCGACGUCCAGGACGUCUCGCUCGUCAUCAACUUCCAGAUGGCCAACACCAUCGAGGCCUACGUUCAUCGUAUUGGUCGUACGGGACGAGCGGGCAAGAUGGGUGUGGCGAUCACCUUCCUCACAAACGACGACGACGAGGUCAUGUAUGACCUCCGCCAGGAAAUCUCGAAGAGCCCCGUGUCGAAGGUGCCGCCGGAAUUGGCCAAGCACGAGGCGGCACAGCACAAAGUGUCGCGGGAGAUGAAGCGGAAGCGGGAUGCGGACGAUUUGGGCUGA
This is a messenger RNA of Cyclocybe aegerita, 2271 nucleotides long. The record is from the annotation of a GenBank genome assembly. NCBI's taxonomy places the organism in Eukaryota, Fungi, Basidiomycota, Agaricomycetes, Agaricales, Hemipholiotaceae.